AUGAGGCCUGCUCCAUCACCGCCUGCGCGUGCUGCCGGCAAUCCCUUCGAGGCUCGCGAAUAUCAAGUUUCGCAAGGCUCUCGACCAAGCAGCAUUGGCCACUCCUCUCAGGCCUCGACUGAUUCCUCUCUGCCUCGUGUUCCUGCCGCAACUGUCUCCCCGGCAUCCGUCCGAGGCCACAGUCGACUCGCAGCAAGCCCCAUUCGCCCAGAAGAUCCUGAGAUUACUCCUGCUCCACCAGUGACUGAGCAACAGUCACAGGUAGAUUCCAACGCAGGGGUCAUCAAUGAGAAAUCCGUCCCCUUCGAUUCGGACCCAGAAUCAAGUGCCACUCCAGGGAAGUUCACAACAGGCGACAAAAAUGAGGCCGACAAUUUCCAAGCAGCGGGUUCGUCGGGUGAGGCCAAGGCCAAGUCCCGCAACCCUUUCAAGCGGUCCUACCACUGGAUGCGCCGCACCUAUUGUCCCAUAGAGGAGCCUCCUCUGGUCCUCCCAAGUUGUCCCACAGAUGCUGAGAAGCUGUCGUAUGUCCACACCAACCGAGUUCCACUGUACAUAUUCGGCAUCUUUUCUUUCCUCUCCCUAUCAGCCGGAAUGUGGCUGUUCUCACUCUGCGCAACCCCAUUCUACUGGUACGGCGCCUUUGUCGGCUUCCUGAACAUCUACCUCCUCAUCAGCUACUGGGUCGGCGUAGUCGGCAAGGACUGGGACUACGAAGCUCACAAGCAGCGAGUUGAGCGGCACCCACUCAACGACGAGACCUCACCCACAGUGGACGUCUACCUCCCCGUGUGCGCCGAGGAGGUUGAGAUCCUGGACAACACAUGGAAGCACAUCACUCAGCUGGACUGGCCCGCGGACAAGAUCCAGGUGCACGUCAUGGACGACGGUGCCAACCCUGCGGUCCAAGAGCUCGCACAGCGCUACGGCUUCAACUACACUGUGCGGGAGGACCGGCCACGGCUGAAGAAGGCGGGCAACCUGCGGUGGACGUUCGCCCGGACGAGUGGCGAAUUCUUUGCCAUCUUCGACGCCGACUUCUGCCCCCGCCCAGAUUUCCUCAAGGAGUUGAUGGUGGAGCAACUCGACGAUGAGAAGGUCGCCAUUGUGCAGAGUCCGCAGUUCUUCCGCGUCACGGAUGAGCAGACGUGGGUUGAGCAGGGGGCUGGUGCGACGCAGGAGCUGUUCUACCGUGUCGUUCAGGUCAACAGGAACCGGUGGGGUGCCAGUAUCUGUGUCGGAAGUAAUGCGUUGUAUCGUCGGGCUGCUCUUGUGGAUGUUGGAGGUACAGCGGAAAUUGGAUUCUCUGAGGAUGUGCACACAGGCUUUGGCGCUGUCGACAGAGGCUGGAAAGUCCGCUAUAUCCCUCUUUGCCUCGCAACUGGCGUUUGCCCUCCCACGCCACGCGCUUUCUUCUCACAGCAGAUGCGCUGGGCCCGAGGCAGUACUACGCUCCUUACCAACGGUCACUUCUGGGUGUCAGAAUUGACGUUUGUGCAGAAGGUCUGCUAUCUCUGUGGCUUUCUGUACUACUCAGCUGUCUCCCUGGGCAUCUUCAUCUCACCCAUCCCCGGAAUCCUCCUUCUCUGGAUCCGGCCUGAGUGGUUCAAGUACUACAACCUCGCCUUCGCAAUUCCCUCGCUCUUCUACGGCCUCGUCGUCUUCCGAGUCUGGGCCAAGGCUUCAUACGGAAUGAACGUCCAGCACGUCAUGCUGAUCCAGUCCUAUGCCUAUCUGACCGCCAUCAAGGACCGGUUGUUCAACAUCGAGCUAAUGUGGGCGGCCUCUGGGGACGCCAAGGCACACAAGAGCCACAAGUACCGCAACAUGCGAAUCCUCUGCUGGGUCUGGAGCAUAGCCACAUUUGGCGGCAUGGUCAGUGCCGUGACUUGGAGGCUGACACAUGGAUUUGAGUGGUAUAACCCGAUCCCACUGAUUUUGCUGAACCUUUACAAUCUUUAUGUUGCACAUCGCUUCCUUCUAUGCAACUGGUAG
Messenger RNA from Diaporthe amygdali, 1995 nucleotides. RefSeq lists its product as uncharacterized. Lineage: Eukaryota; Fungi; Ascomycota; Sordariomycetes; Diaporthales; Diaporthaceae. Bases 1 to 1995 code for a protein of 664 amino acids. The transcript is spliced from 5 exons. The record is from RefSeq and is a predicted model, not a curated record.